GCAACGAUGGAGCAAAGGGUUACAGUGUUAAGUUUAGUGCUGCUGGUGCUACUACUAGUUGCAGCAGGUUUUGCGAACGAAACACAACAAGCAGCAGCACGUGCAGAAGGUGCGGAUUUUAAAGGGAAAAAAGUGGUAUGCUAUGUGGGCACCUGGGCUGUUUAUCGGCCCGGUAAUGGACGCUUCGACAUCGAGCAUAUAGAUUCGUUCCUGUGCACUCACCUGAUGUAUGGAUUUUUCGGCAUCAACGAAGAUGCGACGGUUCGGGUAAUCGAUCCAUAUUUGGAUCUCGAGGAGAAUUGGGGCCGUGGUCAUAUCAAACGGUUCGUGGGGUUGAAAAAUGUAUCACCGACGCUAAAAACGCUUGCUGCAAUCGGUGGCUGGAACGAGGGCUCUCGGAAGUUCUCCCUGAUGGCUGCCAAUGCUGAGCUGCGAAAGCGCUUCAUUUACGAUUGUGUGGCGUUCUGCCAGCGGCACGGGUUCGAUGGAAUCGAUCUCGAUUGGGAGUAUCCGGCACAGCGGGACGGUAAUGCAGCCGUUGAUAAGGACAAUCAUGCACUGUUGGUGGAAGAAAUGCGGUUGGCAUUCGAUCAGUACGGAUUACUGUUGACGGCAGCGGUUGCAUCGGUAGAGUUUUCUGCCGGCGUAUCGUACGACAUACCGCGUAUAGCGAAGAGUUUCCACUUCCUAAACGUCAUGGUGUACGAUAUGCACGGUGCUUGGGACAGUUACUGUGGUAUCAACGCACCGCUAUACCAAGGUUUGGCCGAUACGACGACAACGCAGCGACAGCUUAACGUUAACUCCAGCAUACAGUACUGGCUAUCGCAAGGUGCGCCGGCUGAGAAGCUUGUGCUGGGUAUUCCACUGUACGGGCGAAGCUUUACGCUGGCCAACGCUGCCAACAGUCAGAUCGGUGCAGCUACUGUCGGGGCAGGAACAGCUGGACCAUAUACACGCGAGCCAGGUGUAAUGGGAUACAACGAGUUUUGCGAGAAGCUUCAAACCGAAUCGUGGGAUUUACGGUGGAGCGAAGAGCAGCAAGCACCGUACGCGGUACGAAACAAUCAGUGGUUAGGAUAUGAUGAUCUACGUACGGUACAGUUGAAGAUAAAAUACCUGCAAGAUCUUGGAUUGGGCGGUGCAAUGGUGUGGUCUCUUGAGACGGAUGACUUCCGUGGACUGUGUGGGGGUGGAAAAUAUCCACUGAUGCAUGAAAUCCGGUCACUCUUAAAUGGCGGUACCCCAAGUCCAACAACUCAACCACCAUCGCCUGCACCCACUAAGACAAGCACCAGCAAUCCGGGUGGAGGAAAUCCAGGCACAACGUUGCCACCUUCAAAUGAUAGCCCAUGUUCCGGUGGGCAAGUGGGAUUCGUACCAAACCCGAACCAUUGCAACAGGUACUAUAUGUGUCUCACGGAGGAUACGUACUUUGAAUUUACAUGCCCAGCAGGUACGCUGUUCGAUCCAAACCUGAACGUUUGCAACUGGGCCGACCAGGUAAAGUGUUCAAAUGAAUGAAUGAAAUGAGUGUAGGAGCUAGUUUUACGUUUUGUAAUAAAUUAUUUAUAACGAAUAAAAUCCCAUAAUAUCCACAAAGAA
This is a messenger RNA of Anopheles funestus (African malaria mosquito), 1605 nucleotides long. Its product is annotated as chitotriosidase-1. The transcript is spliced from 5 exons. Gene Ontology annotation, biological process: carbohydrate metabolic process; chitin catabolic process. Gene Ontology annotation, molecular function: chitin binding; chitinase activity. Lineage: Eukaryota; Metazoa; Arthropoda; Insecta; Diptera; Culicidae. The record is from RefSeq and is a predicted model, not a curated record. Gene Ontology annotation, cellular component: extracellular region. Bases 7 to 1524 code for a protein of 505 amino acids.